CUCCAGGAAACCAGGGCGCGCGGUGGCAGCUGCAGACAGCCACGGUCCAGCUGAGAGUACAGUUCAGUGGAGAGCAGUGGCCCAGUGACCAAUCGACCUCCCCACAGCUGUCUGCAGGGAAAAGAAAGGCCUGGGCCCUUGAAUUCACCUGGCAGCCUGUGCGGAGCAUCGGAGAACUGGAGGGUGAUGUGACUCUACAGGAGGCACAGAGAGGACAUGGAUGGGAGGCCUGGAGAGAACAUGGUUGGCGUCUCCAGAAUACCCUCUGAGGACACAGGCAGGAUGGCUGGUGCUGAGAGUUGCCACCUGUGACCUGGACCUCCAGCUGCAGCUCAGUCUCAAAGAUGAAGUGGCCCAGGUGAAACAAGGCCAGGCGCCAUGGCCAGCUCAGGGACAGAGGCGCACUGGGCUGAGCCAGUCCUGGGGCAAGGGUCCCACAGACGACGGCGCUGGGCUUGGGCCGAGGAACAGGAUGCGGAUGGAAGCGGUGACCAGGGCUGGGGACACAAAGCCACCAGCCUGGAGCUCCUGGAGGACUUCCAGCAGGCACAGGAGCAACCACCACCCCGGGAGUGGCACCCAGACACGCGGGACUCUGAAGAGCCUUCUGGAGAAGAGACCGAAGCUGAUGAUGUGAGCAUCCCGGAAGGUUCCACCGUGCCUCUGCCCUGGCUCUCCACACACAAUCAACAGUUGGACCUGUCUGAAGAGGAGCUGGAUGAGUUCCCUGGGAGCCCUGGGGUAGAGUUAUCUGGAGAGAGGUUCACAGAGCUGGAAUGUGAAGACCAAGAAGAUUCCAGCCCUGCAGCUCCAAAACAGGGACCAGCCAGAGAUUGGGUGGCCACUAUCAGGCAAGGCAGUUCAUACAGACCCUUAGAGCAUCCUGAAGCCCAUCCAUCUGUUGAACACAGCCAUACAAAGUCUUGGAGCAGUGGGACCACAAGCCACAAUCAGGGUAGUGACAGCCUUGAUUCUAUCUGGGAAGGAGAUACUGAUGUCCUCCAGCCUGUCACCUUGGCUAAAGCCCUGCCACAGAGUCCACACCACAAUCUCCCACAGACAGAUGACAGAAAUGGAGGUGACGUUGCUCCGGCAACACCCACAGAAUUCCAGGACUCCUUAGCAGCACCAGCCCAGAAUUCUCAGUGCUCUGCAGGCACAUGGGGGCAAGAAACCACCAGCCUGCCCAGCUCUCGGCCUGAGGACCAAGGCUGGAAAAGAACUAAGACAUCACCUAAGCCACUGCCCUCACGGUUUACUGGCUCUAUCAGCCCCAUAAGCACUCGGCUUAGAGCAGUAAAGCAAGUGUCACAGCACAAUCAGGGAGCCAAUCUGGCUGGCCACUCUUCAGAUGCCCCCAAGUAUGGCCGGGGGCGCCUGAACUACCCACUCCCUGACUUCUCCAAGGUAGAGCCCAGGGUGAGGUUUCCCAAAGAUGAGAAAUACCGACCCCCCAAGUCCAGAGGCCACAAUAAGCAACAAGGCCCCACCAAACCCCUAAUCUUCAAGUCGCCAGCUGAGAUUGUUCGGGAUGUACUGCUGAGUAACAGUGAGACAUGUCUAGCCGAGGACCCUUCUGCCCACUCCAUCGCCAGAGUGCCCCAGGAGUUCCAGACACCCGAACAAGCCACUGAGCUGGUUCAUCAGCUCCAGGAGGACUACCACAAACUCCUUACCAAGUAUGCGGAGGCUGAGAACACUAUCGACCAGCUUCGCCUUGGGGCCAAGGUGCACCUGUAUUCAGACUCGCCCCAGCCCAUUCAGAGCAUCCACUCUGCGUCAAUGCCACAAGGAAGCAAGGUCUUGUCCUUCUCUAUCCCGCAACCCAGAUCCGCAGAGUGGUGGCCUGGCCCUGCACAGGACUCACAGGCCUCUGAGGUCAGAGGGUGGUCGUCCCCACGAGCAGACCUGAGUCCCUCCUCGUCCCCCAGCAUGGCUACUCCAGGGCGGCUUCCUCAGAGCCAGGGCAUUGCCACGGAUCAGCCCUCCGCGAGACAGACCCAGGCACUGACCUCUCAGGCCAGCCGGCUCCUGGCCAAGGUGGAGUCCUUCAAGGAACUGGUACUGGCUGGACACCUCCCACCGCAGGACCAAAUCAAGAGACCCUGGCAGUCUAUCGGAAAGGGCCCAGUUAAAGGCACAGGGGAAGAAAAGCAGAAAUCUAGCCUAGAGGAGCAGAUGCAAGAGGACCCCAAGAAAUGUCACACACGUAGUUUAGAGCAACUGAGGGCUGCCCAUGUGGCUCUGGAGGCAGAGUACCUGCAGGCCUGCAGCAAACAGCACCUGAACCCACAGCCUGAUGCCUCCAAGGGGAGUCCCAGGACCCUCCACCUCUGCAGGGAGCUAGAGGCAGAGAUCUACCACCUGGGGCAAUGCCUGGAAGAGCUGCAGGACCACAUGGGUCAGACCCAUAGAGAUCCAGAACCAUGCAGGACAGACCUGCAGGAUGGCACCCCAGACAUGCCCUUUCUGCCCGCUCAUCUGUCCAUGCCUUCAGGACCGGUCUCUUCACCAGCUGUCCAAACCUACCAGGAGCCUGAUGCCACCACCACUUCCCCUGGAAGAUCUUUCAUUCUCCCCAUGAGCAAAGAGGUGGGCCUGGGGAGCAUCAGGAUAGAGGAAAUCGGGAGAGAUCUCCUGGACCCACUCGGGGACAAGGAGCUUCAGGUGGAGCAGGACUUCCAUGGCCUUCUGGAGCGAUACCUCAGCACCAAGUCUCUCCCUGAAGACCUGAGGGUGGAAGAUGAAGAGGACCUUGGGGAGGAGGAGGAGCGGGAUCAUCAUGGCACCUUGGAAGUUGAUGGUCCAGCCUCAGCUCUGGGGAAAACAGAUGCCGUGAGGGUACCACCAGGACAGUGCUCAGCUCAGGCUAAGAAAAGCCACAGGGCUGCUCUCCAGGAAGAUGAGGAAUGGGUGGUUUCCAUGAAGCCACCAAGCUUCCGGACAUCCACGACCAGAGAGAGGUACACAGCAGGCCUGAAUACAGCUGAAGUGGCUCAACGGGGCACCAGGCCCAUGGCUUCACAUCAGAGCAGUCUGACUAGCCUGGAAGAGAGUGGGCCCUCAGGGCUCCUUCCUCGCAAAGCUCUGCUUCAGGCUGGCAGGUCCCAUGCUGAGGAGCCCUGGAUGCUCUCACCAGAGAUAGACAGUGGCUUCGUGGGCUCCGAAACCAGCAUAGUGUCACCCUUCACCCAGACCCCCGAGCACCGGCUUUCCCAUGUCAGCACUCUAGGGACAUCAGCUCAGCACAUCACUGCUUCUGUGCCGGGUGAUGGAACUUCCCAUGCCAAGGCCAGGGUCUCUGUGGUUCCCUGUGGUUCCAGAAGAGCUGCUGAGGCUGCCACACCCAGAUGCCGAACCCAGCGGCAUCCAUCCAGCCCAAACAGCUCUCUCCAGCAAGGAGCACAGACCUCCCACCUGGAGCAGGCACCAGUGGCUAAGAUGGUGGUUACCAGGUCUGAGCUCAAGAGACAGAAGCAGAUUUCCAAACAUCUUCCUAGUGGAACAACCAGCCCAGCCCCUGCCCCAGUCCCCACAGCUGCCUCCAUGCCCCAUGGAUCAGCAGAGAGCACUGCCAACCUCCUCCUCAACAGGACAGAGCGCGACCAGGCCAUCAAGGAUCUACAGGCAGAGGUAUCACGGCUCCGCCUAAGACUCGAGGACAGCCUGCACCGGCCACACCCAAGAAGCCCAACUCCUGUAGUUUCUGCUUUCAACCCCUCCAUCCAGACCCAGAAAAAGCUGGAGGAUUCCUCACCCUCCUGGGGCUCCCGCUAUAGCAGUAAAUCCAUAGAGAGGCUGUGUGUGGAGCCGAACGGUGUCGAACCAACUGGGCCAACAGGAAGACGGCCAGCCAGGUCCUCCUCGGUGCCUCGGGAUGCUCCCAGACUGUUGAUAAGUUCCGAAUCUGAAUCGCUUUCCCCUUGGCUGCCAUCUGAUAAGAACAGGACCUUUGAGGAGCAUCCCCAGGUGGCACAGGAGGGGGUGAAUCGAAGGGGAAGAGUCUCCUUCCGGGGUCAGUACACAGGCCAGGAGUACCACAUUCUGUCCCCCAGGGCCAUCCUGAAGGACAGUGGCACAGCCUCCUGUCCCCGCUGCCAGCCCGCUAGGACCCAGGACCCAGACAGUCCUGUCUCUAGAGAGCCGCUGGGAGCCGCUGCUGCUGACACCCUCCGCUGUCCUCUGUGUGGCGAAGUCAAGUCCACUGCAGAGGCAGAUGGCCCCAGCCCAGGCCCCUCUGAGAAGAACACCCCAAGGAAAGCCACAACCUCCUCCCCCAGCCCCAAGCGGAAGAACCGGCAGAUGAACUCGCCAGUUCGAGUGCCUCCUGGACUCUGGUACCUGGCUGCUGCACCCCCAGCCAUGGCCUACGUCUCCCUGGCUCCCGUCUUGCCUUACCCCCCACCCACUGUGUACUAUGCAACCCUAGCACCUACCUCAGCCCGGAAAGCCUCCCGGCAGCCUGCCCGGCGAUCUCGGGGAACCCAGCACUCUGCCCAUCUGGGCCUGAAUGAUCAGGAGGAGCUGCAGGCCGCAAUCAGUGAGGCAGCACGGGCCGCUGAGAACGUGCACCUCACUGCCCAACAGCUGAGCCACUCCCUGUCUGCCGACCUGCGCCAUGUUGGUGGCCUAAGACGGUCCUGCCUCUUCUGAUCCUGUGGAGAUUCCGAGACUGAGUAGGCAGGCAGCCACUGGCGUCCCCCAGUCAACAGUCUCCUGAAGCCACUGAUGGCUGGGAGGUGUCAUGCCCCCUCCCCAGGGGUGCCACCUGCCUGGGCCAUGAGGCAUGUUUAAAAUGGAGAGACGUUGGCUUGGUCGAGCGUCCCGGGGACCAGCUCUGCCUAACAGGUGCAGUGACCAUGGCUAACUCUGUCGAGUCAGAGCCUCUGAGACUUGCCUCGUCAUCCCCCUCCUGUCCAUGUCCUCCUGAAGCUAAUACUAUGGGUCUUACUAGACAGACUGUCCUUACACUGGGGAGCUAACUUGAGCUUGGACCCUUCUGUGAAGGCCAGAGAGGACAAGAAAAGACUGGUCUCUGCGGCAUUUCUGUCACUGCCUGUAAUAGCCACUCCGAGGCAGCAUUGUCAAGGAGAACCUAGCUAAGGGAUUUGUUCCUGGUAACCUGUGGGCAGGGCAGUACUUGGGGACCCGUAAAUGUCCUGGGAUGGAGGUGUCAGGUGACACAUGCCCAGAGCUUUUCCCCAUAAGCCUACAGAGUAGAGGCAGCUCGUGUAGGGCCAGGAACCACCCAGCAGCCUCAGACCUUCUCAUUGCUUCUUUGGAUUUUGUUAGCAUCCAGCAGAGGACCAAGCUACCUGCCAGGCCUGGCCUGAGGCUGAGAGGCGAUGUCCCACCCCCCUCCCCAUCCCAUAGCAGAGUGACCUCAGCAUUUCUGGAAUGUGUAUUUGUCACAGAUUGUUUAUAUAUUUGAGGCAUUUAAAAUAUAUUUUCGUUAUAAAAGCAAAUGAAGGAAAAUAAAUAAUGAUCUUAAGAAAGGGGAAAGAAA
Meriones unguiculatus (Mongolian gerbil) is the source of this 5506-nucleotide messenger RNA. RefSeq names its product AT-hook transcription factor (gene Akna). Bases 379 to 4653 code for a protein of 1424 amino acids. The record is from RefSeq and is a predicted model, not a curated record. The transcript is spliced from 24 exons. Lineage: Eukaryota; Metazoa; Chordata; Mammalia; Rodentia; Muridae. Gene Ontology annotation, cellular component: centrosome. Gene Ontology annotation, biological process: epithelial to mesenchymal transition; neuroblast delamination; neuroblast division in subventricular zone.